This is a messenger RNA of Neoarius graeffei (lesser salmon catfish), 1125 nucleotides long. RefSeq names its product pepsin A-like. Gene Ontology annotation, biological process: proteolysis. The record is from RefSeq and is a predicted model, not a curated record. The transcript is spliced from 9 exons. Gene Ontology annotation, molecular function: aspartic-type endopeptidase activity. Lineage: Eukaryota; Metazoa; Chordata; Actinopteri; Siluriformes; Ariidae. The coding region runs from base 1 to 1125 and encodes 374 amino acids.
AUGAAACAGAUUCUGAUCCUGUGUGUGUUGGUAGCACUUUCGCAGUGCAUAAGGAUACCAUUGAUCAAGGGCAAAACUACACGGCAGAAGCUGCAGGAGAAUGGUCUGUGGGAAGAAUACAGAAAGAAAUAUCCUUACGUCCCCUGGGUCAAGUUUGAUCAGACUGGCCAAGAGCCCAUGACCAAUGAUGCUGAUCUUUCCUACUAUGGUGUGAUUACCAUUGGGACUCCUCCUCAGCCAUUCAAGGUGAUUAUGGACACAGGCUCAUCUAAUUUGUGGGUGCCGUCUGUGUACUGUUCAAGCCAAGCCUGCCAGAACCAUGAUCAGUUCAAUCCACACCAGUCCAGCACAUUCCAGACCAGCAAUCAGUGUAUCUCUAUUGCGUAUGGCACAGGCAGCAUGACCGGUUUCUUGGGAUAUGACAUUGUGACGGUUGGUGGAAUUUCAGUGCGAAAUCAGAGCUUCGGACUGAGUGAGACUGAAGCACCCUUCAUGGCUAGCAUGACGGCAGAUGGUAUCCUGGGUCUAGCCUACAAAUCCAUAUCUUCCGAUGGUGCCAUUCCUGUCUUUGACAACAUGAUGAAUCAGAGCUUGGUUUCCCAGGACCUCUUCUCAGUCUACCUGAGCAGCAAUGAGCAAGAGGGCAGCAUGUUGUUCCUGGGAGAGAUUGACAGCUCCUACUAUACUGGCAGCAUCUACUGGAUCCCUCUUUCCUCUGAAACCUACUACCAGAUCACCAUGGACAGUGUAUCUAUCAAUGGGCAGGCUGUUGCAUGCUGUGGAGGAUGUCAGGCUGUUGUUGACACUGGCACUUCCAUGAUUGUUGGCCCAACAUCAGACAUCAACAACAUUAAUGCUUGGAUGGGCGCCACAGUAAACCAAUAUGGAGAUUAUAAUGUGAACUGUAACAACAUCCAGAGCAUGCCUUCAGUUACCUUCACCCUUAAUGGCUACUCCUUCACCAUCCCUCCUUCAUCCUACGUCAGUCAGAACUCUUAUGGCUGCAUGACAGGUUUCAGUGGCAGUAAUGACUUUCUAUGGAUUUUGGGUGAUGUUUUCAUCCGAAACUACUACACCAUCUUUAACAGGCAGACCAACAGUGUUGGCUUGGCUCAGCUUGCUUAA